This is a messenger RNA of Prunus armeniaca (apricot), 438 nucleotides long. Lineage: Eukaryota; Viridiplantae; Streptophyta; Magnoliopsida; Rosales; Rosaceae. The record is from the annotation of a GenBank genome assembly.
AUGGGGGUGGGGGAGAAGAAGGGAAUUGUUGGAAUUGUCGAAGGAAUAUUAAUGGUGGGGAUUGGAGGGAAUGUUGUUGGGAAUGUGGGCAAUUGUGGGUUGGCUGGCAAUGGAGGUAAUGCUGUGGGCAAGGUAGGCAAUGUGGGCUUUGGCAGAGUUGGGGCAGUGGGAAGUGUAGGCAAGGAGGGGUUCGAGGGCAGUGUUGGUAGCGAGGGCAAUGGGGGCAGUGUGGGGUUUGGCAGAGAUGGGAUUGUAGGGAUUGCCAGUGCUGGGGGUGGAGCUGCUGCUGGUGUGUCCAAAAGGUGGCGAGCUGCUUGGCUCAUUUGGGUGCUCGAGACCAAUACCACCACGAAAGAGAAAAUGAAGCAAAGCUUGGGAAAAGCCAUGGUUGAAGUUGAGAGGAGAGUAAAGCUUGAAGGAGGUGGUAAGCAAAUCUAA